Puccinia graminis f. sp. tritici CRL 75-36-700-3 is the source of this 1959-nucleotide messenger RNA. RefSeq lists its product as uncharacterized. NCBI's taxonomy places the organism in Eukaryota, Fungi, Basidiomycota, Pucciniomycetes, Pucciniales, Pucciniaceae. The transcript is spliced from 8 exons. The coding region runs from base 1 to 1959 and encodes 652 amino acids. The record is from RefSeq and is a predicted model, not a curated record. Gene Ontology annotation, molecular function: protein binding.
AUGUCAUUCUCAACCACUCUGAGUCUUACUCAGCCUCGGUCCACCUCCAGCCCAGCUCCAGCCCAUCCACGCCUGUUGACCGUCAAGCUUUAUCCUUCCUUAUCCUCCUCGGCCAUCGACCCAAGCACCUCAGGCUCAUCAAACCAGAUCAUCUCAGUCUCUUCCUCCCAAUCCUCCCCUCACUCAAAGUUCCUCGUUCAACAUUACCAUCUGCCACGCUCAUCGGUUCGCUCGCCAUACAAUAGCUACCUGAUCGACUUGAAUGGCUCGAGUGAACACGCCAACCUUGCCGGAACUAUUACCGCCAUUGAGCUGGCCGUUACUAAUCGGGCGGCGCUUUCCCCAUGCUUGGUCUUUGGAACAAACACCGGCGCUUUAUAUCUUACCAGAUCUGAUUUCUCGCGACCGCAUUCAAAACUGAAACAACUUCACAGAUCACCUGUAUUAGCUCUCGCAAGUUGUCCACUUGAGAUUCUGCCCACUGUCCUGAUCAGUGGAUCUUCGACCGAACUUCUACUCUGGGAUCUUGACGAUCGAAGCGCACAGCCAACCUGUUUACGUGCCUUUGGACGUCAGAAUCCUAAAUUUCUUUCAAAUCCGUACGCCUCAAUCUUGGUUGGAGUUCAGUUUCGUAGGCUUUCGAAUCGAGAGGUCAACGUGCUAGCAGAGUUUGAAGAUGGAUUGAUCUCCUGUUGGAAUCUGAACGUCUUACUGCAUCGCGAGUUAAUUAAGCCAAACCCCAGCCUGUUUUCGGCGAAAUAUCAAAAAUCGUUUCCAUUACUCGAUGCUUGCUGCGCUUCGGCUGAGGAGAAUGAUUUUCACGUGUUUGCUGUUGAUCCCCAAGAUGGCUGGGUUCAAAAGUCUCAGAACAGUCGGAAGCUGUUUCAACUUUCUAGUUCGAUCUCCCACUUUAUUGAACUGCUGGCCCUCUUCCAAGAUACUCAACAGUUGAUGAAGAUCGCGAUAGAUGAUGCUUCACAUACAGAACCGCCGGGCAUUACGAUGGCCCAAGUAGAAUCUGAUUGUACAUUCUUCCACUAUGAUCGAUCCGAUGGAUGGCUCGUCACCUGUAAAUCGACCACACAAGAGAUGUCGGUUAGACAAAUUGACCGAUCGCUUCCGAUGGCUCAAUCCUAUGACAUUUAUACACAAACUCAUCUCAAACGUAGUAACAGUUCUGUCAUCAGGAACCCAGGAUUCUUAACACUGGAAAUAAUCCAAGGAAUAGGGGAUUCUCAAAGCAGGGAUUCAGAUUUGAUCAAAUUGUUGCGCGCCGAAUUGGAUCAGCGUUUAAGAUUCCCUUCUCACUUGAGAUUAGCGAUCUAUAAACGAAUGUUAAUCAAAUCGAAAUCGCAAGAAGAGGAACUCACAACCACUUACUAUCGUUAUUUAUCUCGCCCUUCUCCAGAAGUGUUUAUGAAGAAAUUUCGAGCUGCUUGGAAAUUGGAAGAAGCUGAAUUCCAAUUUUCCCUAGAAACGUUAUUAUCGAUUUUUCACGGGAUGGAAAAAUAUUCAGAGUCCUCAUUGGUCGACAAAUUAGCACCAAUCUUGUACAGCUUUUUGAAGAUACUGGAAAGUGCAGAAGAAAUCAACAAGUCAGAUGAUGGGGAAGAGUCGAUAGAAUUAGUCGAGAUUUAUAAAGUUGGUUGGUUAAUGAUUGAUCGAUUUGGGGAAGGGGCCUUUGGCGAAAAAGGUAACAGUCAUAACGAUCGCAAGAAAAAUUAUGAAGUGUUCGCUGAGAAGGUUACGCAAAGAUUGCUGGACCAUCGAUCGUCGAUUGGAAGGUCCUUGUUAGAACAUCUUGGGUAUCAUUCUGUCUCAAUCGGCAAAGAAUGUUUACCCCGUCUCACCCACGGUUUUUUGAUGGGGUUCUCUUCACCAGAAUCAUUUGAGUUGAGUUUUAAAUCCUUUUCAAAAAUCACUCGGCGCAACUGCACAGUUGUUGAUAGGGCUCGAUAA